AUGCUUCCGCAGAACGACGCGGAAACCAUACUCUACGAGGAGCUCAACUACCUGCUAGGAAGAGACUUCGACAUGGGUGACGAUUUCUUCGAGCUAGGCGGACACUCCUUGACAGCUAUGAAGCUUGCGACGCGUCUCGGCCAACGGCUCAACGCCAGCGUGGCGGUCAAGGAUAUCUUCGAUUACCCCAUCCUCACAGAUCUUGCAGCGGCAAUCCAACAAGGCACUAGCCCACACCGCGCCAUUGUCCCGAUGGGGUAUAGCGGACCUGUAGAACAGUCGUUUGCGCAAGGUCGUCUUUGGUUCCUUGAUCAACUUAAUGUCAAAGCGAUGUGGUACAUUAUCCCGCUAGCAACCCGCCUGCGUGGUCCGCUCAAUGUCGACGCACUAAACGCUGCUCUUCAGGCUCUUGAACAGCGACAUGAGACCUUGAGAACUACUUUUGAGGAGCACAGUGGCAUUGGUGCCCAAGUCGUCCACGCGCGUCGCUCUGGAGGUCUCCGCAUUGUCGACGCUUCUACUUAUACCAAGGCUGAGGUGCUCGACGCAGUGAAGGCAGAGCAGACAAGACCAUUCGAUCUUGCGGUUGAACCAGGCUGGAGGGUCUGUCUACUACGAAUCGGCGAGAGCGACAACAUUCUAUCUGUCGUAAUGCACCACAUCAUCUCUGACGGCUGGUCAGUGGAUGUCCUCCGUCGAGAACUAGACGUGUUCUACACCGCUGCACUCCGCGGGGAGCGUGGUGAGGAGUUGUCAUCGCAGAUCCCGGCGCUCCCAAUUCAAUACCGCGACUUCGCAUUGUGGCAGAAGCAAGCGGACCAAGUUGCUGAGCAGCAGAGGCAGCUUGGCUACUGGACAAAGCAGCUCACUGACAGUACCCCAGCUGAGUUUCUAUGCGACAAGCCACGACCCGACGUACUCUCCGGCCAAGCAGGUGUUGCUCCAGUUUUCAUCACAGGGGGCCUAUAUGAGAGCUUGCAGGCUUACUGCCGUGCUCAGCAAGUGACACCUUUCGUCGUCCUGCUGGCGGCCUUCCGUGCCACUCACUAUAGGCUCACCGGCACCGAGGAUGCUACUAUAGGUACUCCUAUCGCUAAUAGGAACCGCCCAGAGCUCGAAAACCUCAUCGGAUUCUUCGUCAAUACCCAAGCCAUGCGUAUUACUAUUACCGAGGAGUCCUUUGAAGGCCUUGUGCAGCAGGUGCGCCAUACAGCGACAGAAGCAUUUGCCAAUCAAGAUAUACCUUUCGAACAGCUCGUCUCAGCCCUGCUACCAGGACGGCGUGACGCAUCUCGCAAUCCCCUCGUCCAGGUCACUUUCGCUGUGCAUUCCCAACGAGAUCUGGGACGGCUUCGGUUUGAGGGCGUGCAGGGCGAGUUAAUACCUAUUGCAUUAACUACCAGAUUCGACUUGGAGUUCCAUCUCUUCCAGGAAGAGAAUUGUCUAAGUGGUAACGUGCUCUACGCUUCUGAGCUGUUUGAAGCCGCAACGGUUGAGAGUAUGCUUAGUGUCUUCCACGAAGUCCUGCGACGAGGCCUUGACAACCCAGAGACGCCUAUCGGGACGCUUCCACUUACAGACGGCGUCUCGCAGCUGCGUAACGAAGGGUUACUUAAGGAACCAAAGACGGACUAUCCGCGUGAAUCUAGUAUAGUCGACGUUUUCCGCGAGCAGGUGGCCCUCUAUCCAAAUGCGUUAGCGGUCAAGGACUCGUCAACCGAAUUGACGUACACUGAGCUUGACCGAUACUCUGAUGACCUGGCUGGCUGGCUAUGUAGGCGAAAGAUGGCUCCCGAGACUCUAGUCGGAGUCCUAUCAACGCGUUCCUGCCAAACAAUUACAGCCUUCCUUGGUAUCCUCAAGGCUGGUCUUGCGUACCUCCCUCUCGACAUUAAUGUCCCUACCGCCCGGAUUGAGACCAUUCUUAGAGCUGUCUCUGGCCACAAGCUCGCCCUCCUUGGUACUGACAUUCGGCGUCCGGACAUCAUGCUACCGGAUGUUGAGAUGGUACUGAUUGCUGAGACCUUGGGACAUGCAGGUACCACUACAACGAUCCUGCCGACGCCCUCUUCCACCAGCCUCGCUUACGUCAUCUUCACAUCAGGCUCAACAGGCAAACCGAAAGGUGUCAUGGUGGAGCAUCGAGGUAUCGUCCGCCUGGUCAAGAAUAGUGACGUGCAAGAAAUGAUGGCACCGUCGUCACGUGUCGCCCAUUUAACAACUAUCGCUUUCGACAUCGCUACGUGGGAGAUAUUCUCAGCGCUCCUGAAUGGCGGGUCUCUUGUCUGCGUAGACUACUUGACGACGCUAGACAGUAGAGCGCUUGGUGCGUUAUUCAACCAGGAGAAGAUUAAUGUUUCUAUGUUUUCAUCAAUGCUGCUCAAACAAUGUCUCGCAAGCUAUCCAGACUGUCUUCACGGCUUGAAGGUUCUAUUCGUUGGCGCAGACCGUGUUGAUAGUCGGGACGCUCUCCAAGCACAAGCUCUUGUCGAUGGUGGAGCUGGAGGAGUCUACGACUCGUACGGACCGACAGAAAACGCAGUUGUCAGCACUCUAUAUAAAAUCGACAGGCACGAUCCAUAUGUCAAUGGCGUACCAAUCGGCCAAGCCAUGAGCAACUCAGGUGCCUACAUUAUGGACGCGCACCUACAGCUUGUCUCAACUGGUGUCAUGGGCGAACUUGUGGUAACAGGUGAUGGUCUAGCGCGUGGAUACACAGACUCGGCUCUAGAUCUCAACAGAUUUGUCGACAUUACUAUCGAGGGUCAAAAGGUUCGAGCAUACCGCACAGGCGACAGAGUCCGAUACAGGCCAAUGGAUGGCCAGAUUGAGUUCUUUGGCCGUCUAGAUCAGCAAGUCAAGAUUCGCGGCUACCGUGUUGAGUUAGCUGAAGUUGAGCACGCUAUCCUUAGCCAUGACAUUGUUAGCGACGCCGCCGUUGUAGUACGCUAUGACCAAGAAGAUACCGGAGUGGAGAUGGUCGGGUUCGUUACAAAGCGCGGCGACGACACGCAAAAGCAAGACAAUACUGCCACUGCCAACAGUCACUUAGAAGGGUGGCAAGAGCAUUUUGAAAAGAGUCGAUAUGCGGAUAUUUACAAUAUCGAUCGCUCGAGCAUCGGUCGUGACUUCAUGGGAUGGACUUCGAUGUACGAUGGAGAAGACAUUCCUAAGGAUGAAAUGAAUGAAUGGCUUGAUGAUACUAUUCAACAGAUCCUAGACGGACAGGCUGCGGGCCAUGUCCUUGAGGUCGGCAGUGGUACAGGUAUGAUCCUGUUCAAUCUUGGUGACGGCCUACAGCAAUACGUUGGUAUUGAUCCCUCGGCUGCGGCUGCCUCUUUCGUCCGCGACAUGGCGCAAUCCGUGCCAGAUCUGGCAGACCGAGUCGACAUGCAAGUUGGUGGAGCGACUGACGCUGGUUGUCUGAAGGGUCUCCAGUCAGAGCUUGUUAUCGUCAACUCUGUGGCACAAUAUUUCCCUUCACCAGAGUAUUUGAUGGAGGCUGUAGACACGCUAGUUGGGCUUCCUGGUGUACGAAGGAUCUUCUUCGGUGACAUCAGAUCUUAUACUCUCAACACAGAGUUCCUCGUGUCAAGAGCUCUACACACGCUCGGCAAUAAGGCGUCAAAGGAUGAGGUACGACAGAAGAUUGCAGAAAUUGGGGAACGAGAGGAAGAGCUAUUGAUUGAUCCUGCGUUCUUCACCCAGCUGACAAGUCGUCUGGCUGACCGGGUGUCGCAUGUCGAGAUCCUACCGAAGAUGAUGAGGGCUACUAACGAACUCAGCGCGUACCGAUACGCGGCUGUCAUACACGUUCAUGAGACGGCAGAUCAGGCGCCAGCUGUACAUCCAAUCGCAGCUGACGUCUGGCACGACUAUCACGUGUCGAAGAUGGACCGUAGCUCUCUUCUUAGCCUUCUGCAGAGCUCUCCCAGCAACCAACCCAUUGCUAUCAGCAACAUUCCGUACAGCAAGACAAUCCUAGAACGUUGCCUGGUCGAGUCCCUCGAAGAAUACAACGAAACUACACAAAACUGGAUAGCAGCCGCUCGCGAAAAGGCCGAACGCUGUCCUGCCCUCUCUGCCGCUGACCUAGUUGAGCUUGGAAAAGAAGCGGGCUUACGAGUUAAGCUCAGCUGGGCUCGUCAACGAUCUCAGAACGGCGCUGUCGAUGCAGUGUUCCACAACUACCAAUCACGACAUGAUGGAGGCCGUGUGCUCAUCCAAUUCCCUGCCGAUGACGCCAAUCAAGUGCCGAACUCACGCACAAAUCGGCCGCUCCAAGGACUACAGAGUCGUCGGGUUGAAGCGCAAGUUCGGGACCGUCUACAGAUCUUGCUACCUGGCUAUAUGGUGCCAAGCCGCAUCGUGGUGCUGGACCAGAUGCCCUUCAAUUCUAAUCGUAAGGUGGACAGAAAGGAGCUCGCCAAGAGAGCUAAGACAGUGACCAAGAGCAGGCUAUCUCGGGAGCGCGUGACCCCACGCAACGAGAUGGAAAGCCUGCUCUGUGAGGAGUUUACUAACGUUUUAGGAGUGGCGGUCAGCGUCACGGAAAAUUUCUUUGAGCUUGGUGGACAUUCCCUCAUGGCGACGAAGCUCGCAUCGAGUCUCGGCCGGCGCUUGAAUACCAGCCUGUCUGUGAGAGAUAUUUUCAGCAAUCCUGUCCUCGCCGAUCUUGCCUCGGAGCUAUCGCUCAAGCUGAGAGCGAAUGGAGAGGCGGAAGCAUCCGCUUCGGUACAAGCAGACAGCGCUCCCUUCGAGCUCCUUCAGGCGGGUGACCGCUCGGACUUCGUGCAGAAUGAGAUCACUCCACAACUAGGAGAUCGUUCGGCCAAGGUUCUUGACGUCUACCCUCCUACUCAGGUUCAGAAACGGUUCUUGCAUGAUCCAACAACAGGAAAUCCACGAGUCCCUCCGGUCUUUAUCAUCGACUUCCCUUCCGAUACGGAUUGCGAGAGGUUAGCCAGCAGCUGUGGGGCCCUUGUGCAGCAUUUCGACAUCUUCCGCACUACUUUCGUAUCCGUCAAAGGCACGCUGCAUCAAGUGGUUCUAGAAAACCUUGCUGUCCCGAUCGAGGUAAUUGAAACGGAUAGCGAUAUCACAAGUGCGACCCGCUCGGUAGUAGACAUGGAUCUCAAGCAACCCCUCCGCCUUGGACAAUCACUACUUCGCAUCGCCAUUCUCAAGCGACAGCAAUCAACGGUGCGAGUAAUACUUCGGAUGUCACACGCUUUGUACGAUGGCUUGAGCUUCGAGCACAUUGUACUCUCCCUACACGCCCUCCACAACGGCAACACACUUGCAACGCCGUCAAGAUUCGCCAGCUACAUCCAGCACAUGGUACAAAGCCGUGCACUCGGCUAUAACUACUGGAGCUCCGUCCUACAACACUCCUCAAUGAGCAUCAUCCCAGACGUGCGACGCAAUCUCGAAAACGCGCCCAGACUCAGCGGAACCUACAUCGUGGAGAAGACCAUCCCAUCGCCCUUCCUAGCUAGAUACAAAAUCACGCCAGCCACAGUCUUCACAACAGCUUGUGCCAUCAUGCUAGCAAAGGAAACCGGAUCCACCGACCUCCUCUUCGGCCGCGUUGUAUCCGGACGGCAGAACCUACCGAGCACGUCGCAGAACAUCGUCGGCCCUUGCACCAACGAAGUCCCUGUGCGGGUCCUCAUCGACGAGAAUGCCACGCUAGGAGAUGUCCUUCAGAACGUCCAAUCACAGUACGUCGACAGCCUGCCCUUUGAAACCCUGGGCUUCGACGAUCUGAAGGGCAACUGCACAGACUGGCCCGCUUCAACAACAGAUUUCGGCGCUUGCACCACAUUCCAAAACUACGAGAUGCGACCUCAAAGCCAGAUUCAUGGCCAAAGCAUCCGACUCGAUGGGUUUUCGCGCCAUGAUGACGAGGAGGAGGCUAAGGAGGGCGCCGAUGGCUUGACGAGGAUGGUGUUGCGCGAGUCGCCGCUGCAUAAUGUGGAGAUCACGGGUAUUCCGGAGGCGGAGAGCUCUAGGUUGAGGGUCAUUGUGAAUGGGAAUUUGGGGAGGUUUGAGGAGAAGACGGUGGAGCGGAUUUUGGAGGAGCUUUGUAGUGCGUUGGCGCUUUUGACGGGGAGUGAGCGGGUGCUGAUGGGUGAUGCGCUUGCGAAGGUUUGA
Molecule: messenger RNA, 6156 nt
Organism: Lindgomyces ingoldianus
Lineage: Eukaryota; Fungi; Ascomycota; Dothideomycetes; Pleosporales; Lindgomycetaceae
Product: aureobasidin A1 biosynthesis complex
Exons: 1
Coding region: 1-6156 (2051 amino acids)
Biological process (GO): amino acid activation for nonribosomal peptide biosynthetic process; secondary metabolite biosynthetic process
Cellular component (GO): cytoplasm
Molecular function (GO): phosphopantetheine binding; catalytic activity
Source: RefSeq, a predicted model, not a curated record